This is a messenger RNA of Cottoperca gobio, 2733 nucleotides long. It is a transcript of the gene bcat2, whose product is annotated as branched chain amino-acid transaminase 2, mitochondrial. Lineage: Eukaryota; Metazoa; Chordata; Actinopteri; Perciformes; Bovichtidae. The record is from RefSeq and is a predicted model, not a curated record. The coding region runs from base 251 to 1423 and encodes 390 amino acids. Gene Ontology annotation, molecular function: branched-chain-amino-acid:2-oxoglutarate transaminase activity. Gene Ontology annotation, cellular component: mitochondrion. The transcript is spliced from 11 exons. Gene Ontology annotation, biological process: L-valine biosynthetic process; L-leucine biosynthetic process.
CCAGAACUGACAGGGGGGGAAAAAACAAGAACAACAUAGACACAAACCCUUUAAAUGGUUUCAUAAGUGUUUCCGUUAAAGGACUAUAACGAAGGGCAUUUUAUGUCUGGGAGGUUUCUGGUUUCAACGGUUUCAACCAACUCUGGCGAACAACGUCUCGUAUUUCAAAGCGGAACCCAAGUUGACUUUGAGCUCAGUGUCUGUUUCCACACGAACAAAUAAUCGCGUUUAUCAUUGUAACGUAGCGGAGAUGGCAGCCCUCCGAACGGCACUUCAUGGACGACUUGUUCAGACCCUUCCCUUCUCCUUUGGCUCACUGCGGUCCGCCAGCUCCUUUAAGGCAGCAGAUCUCGUCAUCGAACACAAUACAGCCUGUAAGCCAAAGCCUGACCCCUCCACCUUGGUGUUCGGCAAACAGUUCUCCGACCACAUGUUGACCAUCAACUGGUCGGAGAAGGGCGGCUGGGAGGCUCCUCAGAUCAAACCUUUCCAGAACCUGUCGCUGCACCCGGCCAGCUCUGCCCUGCACUACUCCAUAGAGCUGUUCGAAGGCAUGAAGGCGUUUCGUGGAGAGGACAACCACAUCCGCCUGUUCAGACCCAUGUUGAACAUGACGAGGAUGCAUCAGAGCGCUGACAGAAGCUGCCUUCCUUCGUUUGACAAAACUGAACUUCUGGAGUGCAUCAAGAAGCUGGUGGAGGUCGACCAGGAGUGGGUUCCCUUCUCCCAGGACGCUAGCCUCUACAUCAGACCCACCUUCAUAGGAAUUGAGCCGUCCCUCGGCGUGUCUCGGGCAGGAGAAGCUAUGAUCUUCGUCAUCAUCGGCCCAGUGGGCCCGUACUUCGCUACGGGGUCAUUCAAUCCUGUGUCUUUGCUGGCGGACCCUUCAUUUGUCAGGGCUUGGCAAGGAGGCGUCGGGUCCUAUAAGAUGGGAGGUAACUACGGUCCUACAAUAGCUGUGCAGAACGAGGCGGUGAAGCGCGGCUGUCAGCAGGUCCUGUGGCUGUACGGAGAGCAGGAGGAGAUCACUGAGGUCGGCACCAUGAACCUCUUCAUCUACUGGAUCAAUGAUAACGGAGAGAGAGAGUUGUUCACUCCUUCUCUGGAUGGCAUCAUUCUCCCAGGAGUCACCAGACAGUCCCUGCUGGACCUGUCCAGAAGCUGGGGUGAGUUCAAGGUGACCGAGCGCACGAUGGGCAUGAAGGAGCUGCUGGAGGCUCUGGAGUCUGGGAGGAUCCUGGAGGUGUUCGGCGCGGGGACGGCCUGCGUCGUGUGUCCUGUCGGCAGCCUCCUCUACAAAGGAACGACUUACCAGAUCCCGACUAUGGAGAACGGGCCGGACCUGGCCAAGAGGUUCUACAAAGAGCUUACUGAUAUUCAGUAUGGACGCAAAUCAAGCGAAUGGGCCCCACUGGUCGUCUAAAUGGCCGUAUUGCACAUGCCAAUUGUAUCAACAGUCCCAUGAUUCCAGUCUGGACGACCAGCAGCCGCCCCCCCCACUCUACUCUACUCUCAACCCACUAAUGCACUCCUGCAUACUUACCUGCCGAGGAGACGGACGCCUCUCUGACGCUCUUCGAAAGCAACUUUUACAUCUUUCUUCUCUGUGUGGACUCUCACAGGAGCUUUGGAAAGCAAUAUUAACAACAAUAUGCAAUGUUUUGAAUUGACUGACCCCGACCCUUAACCUCGAGGUAUGUAAGACAAAGUAGGACAAAUUGCUGUUCAAAUAUUAAAACUUAAAACUUAAAGAUGUGAGGUGGGCGGUGGUGAUGUAUAAUGUAUAUUAGACUAAACCACAUUCAAAACACUAAUGUAGUUGAGUAAAUCUGUACACAGAAAACACUCCAUUCAAGUAUUUGUCUCGCAUUCACCUGGAGUAGUUCCUUGUGAGGGGCUUACAGUUCAUAGCACAAACAUUCAUUAACAUAAACAUUGUAUUCUGGCAUUAACAAAAAAAAAAGGCUGUGAGGCCAGUUUACCUCUCGGCAUUAGCAAUCUUCUACUAACAAUAACCCGUACGACUUACUACAACCUGUGUUCCCCCCCCCCCCCCCCCCGAAACCUUUUAACUGUUACGUGUGAGUAGAACCUGUAAACGCAUCAUAGCAUAAUGUUUUGUUACAGUCGUGUACAUGAUCCGGGAGAGUAACGCUGGUAGUUUUCAUGGGGCCACGUCACUUUGACACCAGAGUUUGCACUGAGACCUUGUUAAAUGUCAGGUUUGGAUUUCAAACCUGGAGAGGUUUUUAUGUUUGUUGGUUUUGUUUGUGAAGACGACGACUGCACAAAAACAAAUCUUGAGAUUAAGAAGGUGUAAUAAGACGGCGUGCUGUAGAAGAAAGAGGACGGUUACUCCUGCACUAGUUUGUGUGUAAUCAUUAUGAAAACAUAGUGUUGUUGUUUUAGAGGGUUUUAAAUUAUAUUUUUCUUUGUCUUGAUGUGAAAUUAGGCUGCCUGUCUUCCAAAAUACUUGACUGUUUUCUGGCCUUUAUGUCCUUCCUCUCUAGUUUUCCUCACUUUGAAUGUAUUUUUGCUUUUACACACAUGCUAUCCCUCUCUUCUGUCUAAGUGCCUGACCUCAGUCUGGUGGAUCUUCAGCUGCUGUUUUUAUUCUUUCCAGUUUGUGCACUAGGGGAUGUAGCUGGAUUCUUUGUCGGUUUAGUUGUUUAAAAUGUGCUGUUACUUUUUAAUCGGCUGUAAUGUUUUUACAAUAAACUUGCUCCAAGUUCA